This is a messenger RNA of Populus nigra (black poplar), 823 nucleotides long. RefSeq names its product nascent polypeptide-associated complex subunit beta-like. The coding region runs from base 161 to 628 and encodes 155 amino acids. The transcript is spliced from 5 exons. The record is from RefSeq and is a predicted model, not a curated record. Gene Ontology annotation, cellular component: cytosol; nascent polypeptide-associated complex. NCBI's taxonomy places the organism in Eukaryota, Viridiplantae, Streptophyta, Magnoliopsida, Malpighiales, Salicaceae.
GUAAUACAGGAAUUAUACCUUAGAUAGCGUAAGGAAACCCUUGCCAUCAUGCUAACCCCAAUCUCUCCUUCGGUUCUUUCAUCAUUUUAGCUCUGCUCGCUGCUGCUGCUGCUAACAGUUGCCUCUCUCUUUUAUCUCUUCAAGAAAUCUAAUCUCACAAAUGAAUAGAGAGAAGCUUAUGAAGAUGGCUGGUUCUGUUCGAACCGGUGGCAAGGGAACCAUGAGAAGAAAGAAGAAGGCAGUGCACAAGCCAUCAACAACUGAUGACAAGAAGCUGCAAAGUACUUUGAAGAGAAUUGGGGUUAAUACAAUUCCAGCUAUUGAAGAAGUGAACAUCUUUAAGGAUGAUUUGGUUAUUCAGUUUGUUAAUCCUAAAGUUCAAGCCUCUAUUCCUGCUAACACUUGGGUUAUUUCUGGCACUCCUCAAACCAGAAAACUGCAAGAUAUUCUUCCAGGAAUCAUCAACCAACUUGGGCCAGAUAACUUGGACAACCUCAGGAAGUUAGCAGAACAGUUUCAAAAGGAGAUGCCAGCUGGUGAGGCAGGUGCUGCACAAGAAGAUGAUGAUGUCCCAGAUCUUGUGGCUGGUGAGACCUUUGAAGCUGUUGCUGAAGAGGGUCAGAAGUAGCCGGGCUUUAAGUGAUCUGUUUUGGUUUUUUUUGUACUGGACCAACUUCUACCCAGGGUUCCCUUCUCUUUUAUGGUCUUUUUACAGUUUUGUAGUGUUUCAUGAACAGCUUGUGACAGGGAAAACAAAUAUGUUAUGAAACCAGAUGAUGUUGAUGUCUAAGAUCUUGCCAAGAAAUUUUAAAUCUUUGGUCCA